Messenger RNA from Daldinia vernicosa, 546 nucleotides. RefSeq lists its product as uncharacterized. The record is from RefSeq and is a predicted model, not a curated record. Lineage: Eukaryota; Fungi; Ascomycota; Sordariomycetes; Xylariales; Hypoxylaceae. Bases 1 to 546 code for a protein of 181 amino acids. The transcript is spliced from 2 exons.
AUGUUUCACGUUCGAAUCCUAGCACCUAUAACAUCCUUACCAGCGGGUUUAGUAUCGGGUGAACCCUCAACCAGCUAUAGACUUCAGUCUUCAAAGGAUACGCUGCAGUCAGCUUAUCAUAUUACCCGCCACGUGGAAGACGCAUCGCCUCCAGAAGUAUAUUCCCUUAUGUACAAUACGGAGAUCAUAGAUCCAAUUCCCGAGACCAGACCCUUCGCUGGCCCGAUAUAUACCUACACCUUAAUCGCACCCGCAAGAUCCGCUGACUCGCACCCGAUCCGUCGCCCCGGUCCCUAUUACUACGACGCCUUCCCGGAUUCCCAAGGCAUUGCCUCGUCUCUGAGACGGUCAGCUGGUUCGAGCCCUAGGGUUCGCGGUUCGGCCGAGUUUAUGUGGAGCCCGAACUCGACUUCCUCCCGGACGAAGGGCCGACAGGCUCCUGCUGGUCGAUGCACGUGGGCGCAGGGCCGCCGAGUGUGGUUUAGUAUAGACAUUUAUCCUAGCGGAGAUCUCGGGGUGCAGGUAGAUCCUGGGCUCGCUGGCUAG